UGCUCAACAUAUUUUGCCUCAUAUUGAACUUUCAAAGAGACCAACAAAUAUCUCAAAUGUAUUGAGUACUCUGAAGAUCCUGAAUACCCUAAAUAUCUCAAGAAUCACAAAAAGUUCUACUAUCAAUAUAGGUUUAGAUAAACGGAUUACCAAAGAUGUGAAUAUAGAAAACUGUUUGGAUCUGUUUGACGAUGGUGAUGCUUUAUCUAAUCUGGAAGGCUAUCUUCCAAAUAAUGAUGAGAUUCUUGUCGACGAUUUUACUUUAGAAAACGAAAUGGCAAAUUCUAAUUGUAAACGAAAAGUUAAUGAGAUUAAUGAUAUAGAAAAUGAAGAUAUAGAUAUGCAAAAGAGGAAUU
Funneliformis caledonium is the source of this 356-nucleotide messenger RNA. The record is from the annotation of a GenBank genome assembly. Lineage: Eukaryota; Fungi; Glomeromycota; Glomeromycetes; Glomerales; Glomeraceae.